This is a messenger RNA of Pecten maximus, 3009 nucleotides long. RefSeq names its product WD repeat-containing protein 91-like. NCBI's taxonomy places the organism in Eukaryota, Metazoa, Mollusca, Bivalvia, Pectinida, Pectinidae. The transcript has 16 exons. Gene Ontology annotation, biological process: early endosome to late endosome transport. Gene Ontology annotation, cellular component: late endosome membrane; early endosome membrane; extrinsic component of endosome membrane. Gene Ontology annotation, molecular function: protein binding; phosphatidylinositol 3-kinase regulator activity. The record is from RefSeq and is a predicted model, not a curated record. The coding region runs from base 92 to 2554 and encodes 820 amino acids.
GUCUCCCUUGCAAAAGUGUUUACGGAAUCUCUCGUAUUUCUUGCUCGCGGUUCAUGUAUCGUCCGAGAGCUACGAACAAAAGGGGAGGAAGAUGGCGGCUGCUACUGGUAGAGUCGAUGAAAUGGUCAAAGACUAUUUGCUGUAUCGAGGUUUUACGAGCGCUCACAGGGCAUUUGAAGCGGAAUUGAAAAAUGAAAAAGAGAGAGGUUUAAGGGCUGACAGGCUAGUUGAACAGCUUUAUAGCUACAUAGUAACCUAUGAUCUUGCAUCAUUACGUGAAUUUUGGAACAACCUGAAUCAUCGCCUUUUCUCACGACUGGAGCAGCGAUAUAUGCCAAGCGUUCGUAAACUGGAGGUUGGACUCCUGAAAUUCUACAUAGUGUAUGCAUCACAAAAUAACCAUCAGGACAAAGUCAGGGAAUUCUUUGAAAAAAUGACGCCAGAAAUCCAGAAUCAGCCAGAAUUUAAAGAUUGGUUUUCUUUCCCGUUCAUCAAGUCCCCUGAGGAGAAUACAACAUUUGUGAUGUACUUUACAAAGCACUGGCAGGACACCUACUUCCUAUCUCUACACAACUUCCUGAGUGUCAUCAUUCAGGCCAUGCCUGCUCCUACCCUUCUAAACUUUGACAUUGAGCACAAAAGGAUGAAAAACCUACAAGAGGAGAAUGAGAUGAUGAAACAAAGGCUUCUUGGAUCUAACCACAAACCGGAGACUGAAAGCCAACUAAGAAAUCAACCACCAAAUGAGCCCAUUAGCAGGGGAGCUAACUCUAUGGAUCUGAUCUAUGACUUUUCAGCAUUGGCAGAUGAAAGUUUUGAACAAGAAAAACAACAAAAGACAACUCGAAGAUUUCCUAUCAAUUUUUCUACACCACCUCUCCUGGGUAAAAAAUCAACCAAUCGAAGUGGGGGAAACAAUAAUUCUAAGAAAACUGACCAAUCAGCAUCCAAGACAGUAUCUAAGCCGACUACAAAGGCAAAAGUCUCAAGCAAGCCUGUUAACAUUCAGACCAAGCAGUUAAAACCUUCCCAAGUCCAGGUAGGGUUGACCCCUCCACAGGGCCAGUCACGAGGAGGAAAUGGGGGCCCUGAUCAGAUGAAGUAUUCAGGAGAACAUGGUGACCGCAAUGUACAAAGGUCUCCAGCCAAGGCCACCAUGGUUGAUUCAGAGGAACCCCAGGGGAGUCCAGGCCUGGCAGUAAGUGUACGACAGAAAGCUAUUGACCAGCACAUGAAUGAAAGGGGACAACUCCUGGGUAACCCUGAUCUAAAAACUGAGAAGAGACAAAGUGAGGGAGAUAUUAGUCCAGUGAAGCGAGGUUUGAUGGGGAAAUCCACGCCUCCUGUCACCAGAGCCCAAUCAGCUGGAACCACAGACACACCCACCGUCACACCCCUUAAUACAACUAGAUCUGUGAGUGUCGUGGAGACGUCCAAAACCAUUGGCUUUCCUAAACAGGUGGAGAUGAUCCAGUUUCCUUCUGAAUCAAAAUCACCUCCAACAGGUGCAGAAUCCUGUCCAUUUCUACUGCUAAGUCAAGAAGAAUAUUGUGAACACAGAGCAGCACUAUCAUAUUGUCGAUUCUCAAAUACCGGUCAGUAUGUUGCCAGUGUAGAUGUGGAUGGAGUGGUCAAGGUUUGGACAUGGAGUCCCCAGCCUACCACCGCCGCUACCGUCAUGUCCAAGUCUGCGUUCCUGUCCCUGGACUGGGCCAGCAAGUCUGACAGAUGGUUAUUAUUGGGGAACAGAUCUGGAAACAUUCGACUUUUCGACGUCAAAGAAAUGAAGUCCUUCUAUGAAGCAACAGCUGAUGCUAGCUAUCCCAGGGUUAUCAACCUGUGUACCAGUCCAGCGGGUGGAUCCUUCGUGUGUUCAGCCUCAGUCAAUAGGGCUCGGUCAGGAUCCUCAAGUGGGGAAGGCAGCCCAGCCUCAUCUAUCAGCAAGGUCGGAAAGCUGACUCUGUGGGAUCUACGUACCAUGAAAGUCAAUAAACAGCUGCCCAUUGACCCUGGUCCUAUGGCCAUCAACUGUUGUUCAUUCAAUCAUAAUGGUCAGCUUCUUUUGACCGGGGCUGCUGAUGGUGUUAUUAGAAUGUACGACAUUCAGCAGUGCCGUUGCAUCUCACAAUGGGAUGCCCAUAGUGGGGAAGUGCAGAGUCUACAGUUCUCCAACGAUGAGACAACAUGUUACAGUAUGGGAUCAGACUCAAAGUUCCUGCAGUGGAGUGUUCACAAGCCCGGAGUCCAACAACAGGAACUGCCUAUCCAUCCAGGAGCCUCUCUUCCAUUCCUUGCCAGUGGACUCUCCGGAGGAAAGGAGAUCCCUAAGGGGAGACUAUUCGCGUUUGACGGGGAGGGCCAGUAUAUAUUGACUUGUGACAAAAACAAGGGCCUUAUUUACAAGGUAAAUGGUGGAUUGUCUAAAACAUUGGAUCUGAGUGGACACAAGUCUAACUUGACCACUGUCGACUGGUCACCUAGUAUCGAUACUCGGGUCUGUCUGACUGGAGCUAUGGAUGGAAAGGUCAACAUAUAUACGCUGCUUUCGCAAUAAAAUAAUCAUGUCCAAUUGUUACUGGCAUAUUCUUGUUAGGAAAGAUCAAAGUGUCUGGGCGUUGUACAAUAAAUGCUAAGUUCAGCUUGUAAGGCCAUUGUAACCUGGAAAGGUCAAGGUCAUCUGGAAAAUUCAUCUAGAAAGUUCACCUAGAAAGGUCAAGGUCAUGAAAGGCAAUAAUAAUUAGGGCACUCUUGUGUCAGGGUCAUCACUAUCUGGAUCACAUGUCUUUCUAUUUCAGGUCAAAUGUAUCAUAUUGUUGUACUUUCCCAUUUAUUAAUUAGCCAUGUAGUACCACUCUCAUGUGUUAGUUUAUAUUUCUGAACAUAUCACAAUACUGGUUAUACAAAACUUAUAUAUAAAACUAAUUGUAUAACCAGUUUAUAUAAACUAUAAUAUUAUAUGUACUUCUAUGUUGUGGUAAAAAUGGUAAUAUGUCACCAGAUAUGUUUGGG